Messenger RNA from Prionailurus viverrinus (fishing cat), 1036 nucleotides. It is a transcript of the gene IFT22, whose product is annotated as intraflagellar transport 22. NCBI's taxonomy places the organism in Eukaryota, Metazoa, Chordata, Mammalia, Carnivora, Felidae. The record is from RefSeq and is a predicted model, not a curated record. Gene Ontology annotation, molecular function: GTPase activity. The transcript has 5 exons. Gene Ontology annotation, cellular component: endomembrane system. The coding region runs from base 105 to 722 and encodes 205 amino acids. Gene Ontology annotation, biological process: intracellular protein transport.
CCGUCGGCCCCCGCGGGCCGCUCCCGUCGCCGUGGAAACGAAGGCAGCCAAGCGGCGCGGCGGCUUCCGCUCCUCCGCGCCGGGGAGGGCUCCGGGCGACCGCGAUGCUGAAGGCCAAGAUCCUGUUCGUGGGGCCCUGCGAGAGUGGAAAAACCGUUUUGGCCAACUUCCUGACAGAAUCUUCUGACAUCACCGAAUACAAUCCGACCCAGGGAGUAAGGAUCCUGGAAUUUGAGAACCCGCACGUCACCAGCGACGACAAAGGCACGGCAUGUGAAUUUGAGCUGUGGGAUUGUGGCGGUGACCCCAAUCCCACAGGUAGAAACCAGAAGCACCUAACAUCCGCUCUGAAUCCAGUGCUGCCUUGCAGGUUCGAGUCUUGCUGGCCAGCCCUGAUGAAGGAUUCCCACGGGGUGGUGAUCGUCUUCAAUGCCGACACCCCAAGCCACCUGAAGGAAAUCGACAUGUGGUAUUCCUGCUUCGUCCAGCAGCAGCUCCUACAGGACACUCAGUGUCUGUUGAUCGCACACCACAAACCAGGCUCCGGAAGUGAUAAAGGAAACCUGUCUUUGUCACCCCCCUUGAACAAGCUGAAGCUGGUGCACUCGAACCUGGAGGAUGACCCUGAAGAGAUCAGGGUGGAGUUCAUAAAGUAUUUAAAGAGCAUAGUCAAUUCAGUGUCUGAAAGCAGAGACCGGGAGGAGAUGUCGAUUAUCACGUGACCAGCCUUCAUCCGGACUCUUCCGCGUUGCAGAUGGGGUCAGCUCAUUUCCCAGUGCACAUCUAGAAUCUCGUCCAGCUAUUGAUGUGUCCUCCCCGUGGCCGUAGAAGAGCUUUUCCUUGCCUGCUCUAAGGUACCAGUCUACCAGGGAGUUGACUCCUACCGUUCGUUCUCUAUCCUUCGUUCAGUUGAGAAAAUCCUAUUGUCGAAUUCUGAUUCCUUUGCCCCGGAUCUCUCCAAGAGCUGGAAAGCUGAGGUGUUUUUCUUUCCUCUUCCUAGACGUCAAGAGGAAUUAUAACUGUCCGAGCCAAACGA